This is a messenger RNA of Diachasmimorpha longicaudata, 2808 nucleotides long. Its product is annotated as TBC domain-containing protein kinase-like protein. NCBI's taxonomy places the organism in Eukaryota, Metazoa, Arthropoda, Insecta, Hymenoptera, Braconidae. The record is from RefSeq and is a predicted model, not a curated record. Bases 1 to 2475 code for a protein of 824 amino acids. Gene Ontology annotation, biological process: activation of GTPase activity; protein phosphorylation. Gene Ontology annotation, molecular function: GTPase activator activity; protein kinase activity; ATP binding. The transcript has 2 exons.
AUGAGUCCUACUGCGAUAUUAGAAAAAGAAGAACGAUGUUUGGGCGGGAUGACAUUUUUUGCUCAAAGUCAUCCAAGUGAAGUGUGUGGAAGUAACGGCCUGCCCCUAACCCCCAACUCCAUAACAAUAUUUGGAAAAUCACAAUUUUUGAAAACACUGGAGCAUCCCAAUCUCUCACCCUAUGUCGAUAUUGUAAGGGGUAAGCAUGAACGAACUGUUGUAGUUGCCGAGUACAGUGGUACACCCCUCGAAUCGAAUGAUAAAAUAAGGCCAAUAAAUGAUAUCGUGAGAAUAGUUUAUGAAAUAUUAUCUGGCUUGAGUUACAUCCAUCAAUUUGGCUUGGUUCAUCGACAUCUCAGUCCUGUCAAUAUUUUGAUCAAAGAGAAUGGUGAUGUUCAACUAUACAAUUAUGGAUUAUACUACAUGACUGACCGUGGCAAGAAUGUUUCAUUCCCAAUAGGACAAUUUAUUUGUUUGAGGUAUCCAAAAUAUACAGCUCCAGAAGUCUUUUUGAAUUCAACAGAUGAAAGCAGUUGUAAAGUAGAUACCUGGUCAUUGGGUAUUAUAGUAAGUGAAUUAUUGUUAGAAAAGAGCAUAUGGCCUGGAAUAAAACUUCAUCAGAGUUUGUGGAAAGUCCUGAGCCUUCUCCAAAGUCAUAAUAGUGUCUUUGAGCAUUUGGCGAGAGAAUGCGAUCGAUACAAUGCAUUUCAAAGAAUCCCCGAAGAUGUGAGAGAUUUUGUUGAUUAUUGUCUACAAAUACAUCCCUCUCGACGUAAAUCACCCAAGGAACUUCUCAAGUUGCCCUUGUUUGGGAGAUUCACUCAAAAUGACAGGAAAAAACAUGAGGAAAGUGUUUACAAGAAUAUUAUCGUUCGAAAUAUGGAAGAACUAUACUAUUUGUGGCGAUUAGCUGGUGGUGAUAUGACAGUAGAGUUGAAGAAAAAUGGAUUGAUACGCUCAAGACCACCAAUACUCUCAAUUCCAAAUUUGAUAAUUCUCCUGGGACAAAUAUUCGGUCGAAGAGAUACAGCUUGUUUGCUGGAUUUACGCGUUAUCAAAGUGCCUCUCGAUACACUAAGACAGCGUUUGUCCCACAUUCCGUACAUCGCCAAUUGUCCACGUCUGACGAGUGAGAUGCACGUCAAAGCCCAAGACGAUUUGACUGAGACAUCAUCUCAGCUGCCAUUGGUAAUAAGAGAAAGAGACACUGAAUAUCAGUUCUACAGAAUUGUCUUGUUUGACAGGCUGUUGAAAAUAUAUCCUAUAACGAGAAUAGCCAUCAUUAGAGAGGCCCACAAAGAUAUUCCCCCUCCAGUAAGAGGAGCUGUAUGGGCAGCUCUGCUGGGCAUCAAUGGAGACAUUGAAAAACGUUACAAUGCUAUUGACAAAGAAACACCAACACGAACAGAUCGACAAAUUGAGGUGGACAUCCCAAGAUGUCACCAGUACAGUGAACUACUAUCGUCUGGAGCUGGCCAUGAGAGACUCCAACGACUAUUGAAAGCCUGGGUCAGAGACAAUCCUCACUAUGUCUAUUGGCAGGGUUUGGAUUCUUUGACAGCGCCAUUUUUGUAUCUAAAUUUCAACAACGAAGCACGAGCUUUUGCCUGUCUCUCUGCAUUUAUUCCAAAGUAUCUUCAUAAAUUUUUCUUAAAAGAUAACAGUGUUGUGAUCCAAGAGUAUUUAUCAAAAUUCUCACAAAUAAUUGCUUAUCACGAUCCCUAUCUAGCCAAUCACUUGCGAUCUAUCAAUUUUGUCCCAGAAUUAUUUGCCAUGCCUUGGUUUUUGACUAUGUUCUCACAUGUAUUUCCUCUUCAUAAAAUACUCCACCUCUGGGAUAAACUUUUGCUGGGAGACUCUUCUUUUCCUCUUAUGGUGGGCCUGGCAAUACUCAAACAAUUGCGAGACUUCCUCCUUGUAUCCGGCUUCAACGAGUGCAUCUUGUUGUUCUCUGAUCUACCUGAAAUUGAUAUUGAACUCUGUGUCAAGGACUCUAUGGCCAUGUACCAAAAUACACCGUCAAGUAUUACAUAUCGAAAGCAUCAGUUCGAUCAGUCUAAAGCGGCCAACUGGCAUGAGCCUGAGCCAGGAACUGAAAAAUUACCCAGAAUCAGUAUUGAAGAUUAUUUACAGCUGUUUGAUCAGGGUCAAAAGAAUUCCCAUCUCCUUACUGUCGACACAAGGAAUAGCAUUCAAUUCGAAAGAGGAGCUGUUCCAAAUAGCAUAAAUAUACCCUUCACAAGUGUUCAGCUGUCACAUACUCAAAUUGAAACUCUCGGACCCCAAGCUGCCGCCCUGACUGAGACGAAUGACAAUAUUGUUGUUAUUAUUGGACCUCAUGAUCAGAAUAACACUCUAGUAAUGGACAUUUGUUCUCUUUUUUCAAAUAUCUUUCAUUUAAAUAAAUUUUUCAAACAUUUUAAGUUACCUACAAGUGAAGAAUUAAAUUAUCUGAUCACUAGACCAUACGUUUAACUGCAGAAAGCCUCAAGUCUUUUAUUAACUUAUUUACUUUCAGUACAAUGUACAUUGAUAUUUUAUUAUUAUUUUUUCUUUUUCCUAGUUUGCAGAUUUCCUCAUUAAAUGCGGCAUAGCCCGGGUCUGCGCACUCCAAGGGGGAAUCUACGCACUGCGUGGAAUUCGACCACAGUUAUUAGUUCCUCCAGAGUAUUCGUAAAAAUAUAAUAUAAGCUGUUAUUAUAUAUAUUUUUAUUUGAAGAGUUACUUUAAGAGUAUAUUAUGCAUUGUAUAUUCAUCAAGACAAGAUUAUUUGUAUGAUUAUUUAAUAAAUUUUAAUUAAUUAAUGAA